This is a messenger RNA of Manihot esculenta (cassava), 3496 nucleotides long. Its product is annotated as inactive leucine-rich repeat receptor-like serine/threonine-protein kinase At1g60630. Gene Ontology annotation, biological process: protein phosphorylation. The record is from RefSeq and is a predicted model, not a curated record. Bases 1086 to 3224 code for a protein of 712 amino acids. Gene Ontology annotation, molecular function: ATP binding; protein kinase activity; protein binding. Lineage: Eukaryota; Viridiplantae; Streptophyta; Magnoliopsida; Malpighiales; Euphorbiaceae. The transcript has 2 exons.
UGCUCAAAAUUCAAAGUGACAGCUUGUUACAUAUAACCUUAACGUGAACUCAACUACAUGGUAUACCCAGGACCAAACUUUACCCUCCCCUUUUUUUCUCAUUUAAUGGCGCCACGUUUCAUGGUAGCUCAACCCCUUGUCAAGAGAGACUCCAAAUUUAUUACGGUAUCCUCCGCCUGCAGCUCAUUAUUCACUGAUUUCACCUUCGUUCUCUCUCUCGAAUUAUUAUCGCUGCACUGCUGCAAAGUCCAGAUAGAUCUAUGGCAUUCUUGGAUAAUGGGUUUCACGGAAAUAUGGUUUCUUAGCUGGAAAAUGAAAUUUUCUCUAACUUCUUCUUUUAAUAGCUUGUGGUUAGCAGCUGCUUGAUCGACCCAUUGUGGGAUCUUCAUCUUUUGGCAGAUAGAGCACAAAGGUCUCUUCUGUCUGCCUGUCUGCGGUCUAAGCAUUUCUAUUCGACUCUGUGGGUUCUACAUCUUCUACCACUUCAAGGCUCCAUUACAGGUUAAAAAGUAGCUUUGAGCAGCCCAAGGAGUUAAGCCCCCAUCCCCACGUAAUCCAAAGAAAAAAAAAAUGAAAAUACAGAAGCAAAGAUACAGAACACUAUAAUUUUCUUUUGCCAAUAAUGCCUGCAGUUUUGAGAUUGUAGAAAUCAUUGAGAGAAGAAAAGAAAGAUUAUCUCUAGUCUGCAAGUUCUGAGAUGAGUUCACGUGAAGGCUACGCUGAGAAUAUGAUAGUGCUUCUCGUUGAUUCAACGAGGAACUUCACCACUCACCAAUGGAGACUCUUUUCGUGCUUAAAAUGAUUGGCUUGCUUUUUGGGUUUUCGCAUUUCAUCUGAAUAAGCAGGUGAUCUUCCAUUACUGUCUAUAGUAUACUUCUUCAGCUGCUCUGCUUUGUUUGGAAGCUCUGAGGAGGUGAACAAUUUUGAAAUUUGUUUACUUCUAAGACUUUAUUGCUAGGUAGAUCUGAAGAUUUUCGGCUCUUCUAGUUUGGUUUUUGAAAGUGAUUUGGAUUUAAAGCGCCAAAACACGAGUAUAAUGCAAAAGGGUACGCUGAAAAGUGUUUGGUUGAUGAGAGAUUUUUGCUAUGAUUAUAACUGUAUGCACCAAAAUUUCCCUGUUUCUGAAGGAGUCUAAUUUCGCCAUUUAUGGAAACUUAAUCGAAAUCAAGGGCUUUUUCUAUUUUACACCCAGCGGAGGCCGCAGAUUGAUCUCCAAAAUGAGAAAACCUGUUUCAAGGUACCCGUUUCUCUACUUGUUCUUAUUCUCUGUCAUUUCUCAUUUUUCCCUGGCUACCUCAGGCGAUGCCCAGGUGCUCUUAGCACUCAAGUCAUCAAUUGAUCCUGCGAACUCCCUUCCCUGGCCACAAGGAAGUGAUGCUUGCAAAUGGCAAGGGAUCAAAGAAUGCAUGGGCGGAAGGGUGACUAAGCUUGUUCUUGAGUAUCUGAACUUGAGUGGUACUCUAGAUGGCAAAACACUGAAUCAAUUGAAUCAACUUCGGGUUCUAAGUUUCAAAGGGAACUCAAUUUCAGGGUCAAUCCCUAAUCUCUCUGGCCUUGUCAAUCUCAAAUCUCUCUACCUCAACAGCAACAAUUUCUCCGGUGAUUUCCCAGAUUCCGUUAUCAACUUACACCGUUUAAAAGUCAUAGUUUUAGCUGAAAAUCAAAUCUCAGGUCCAAUCCCACGGUCGCUCCUCAAACUAACCCGAUUAUACGUUCUUUACUUGCAAGACAACAGCUUGGUUGGAGCAAUCCCUCCUUUCAACCAAACAAGCCUCAGGUUCUUCAAUGUGUCUAAUAAUAAACUUUCCGGUCAGAUUCCGGUGACCUCUCCUUUGAUUCGGUUCAAUACGUCCUCAUUCUCCGGUAAUAUUGAUCUAUGCGGCGAACAGAUUCAAAAUCCGUGCAAAAAAUCCGAGUUUGGGCCAUCGGCCAGCCCUGUUUCUCCCACAAUACCAAGUCCAAAGUCAUCUUCCAAACACAGAAAAUUGAUCAAGAUCAUUGCAGGGAGUGUAGGUGGAUUUUUGGUGCUCUGCAUUAUUAUUUUGCUUAUCGUGUGCUUGGCGCGCAAGAACCUCCGCAGCAGAGAGGGCUCAGUCGUCGGAGGAAGAAACAAAGCCAAAGGGAUUGUCGCCGGUGGUGAUAAGAGUGGUAUCAACGGAGGAAAUGGAGGCGGCGGGAGUGGCUUGGGCGCUAAUGACGGUGGAACACAAGGUCAAUUUUCAUGGGAGCGAGAAGGGUUGGGGACUUUGGUAUUCUUGGGUGCAGGUGAUCAGCAGAUGAGUUAUAGUUUAGAGGAUUUGUUGAAGGCCUCAGCGGAGACAUUAGGAAGAGGUACUAUGGGAAGCACGUAUAAAGCUGUGAUGGAAUCAGGGUUCAUCGUGACCGUUAAGAGGUUAAAAGACGCAAGAUACCCAAGGGUGGAGGAGUUCCGGAGACACAUGGACCUGCUUGGUAGGCUAAGGCAUCCGAACUUGGUCCCACUCAGGGCAUAUUUCCAAGCUAAGGAGGAACGCUUACUUGUAUAUGAUUAUUUCCCCAACGGCAGUCUGUUCUCUCUCCUACACGGAACAAGGACUUCUGGUGGUGGAAAGCCUCUUCACUGGACUUCUUGCCUCAAAAUAGCUGAAGAUUUGGCAACUGGAUUGUUAUAUAUCCACCAGAACCCUGGCUUAACCCAUGGAAAUUUGAAAUCCUCCAAUGUUCUCUUAGGGCCUGAAUUUGAGUCCUGCCUCACUGAUUAUGGUUUGACAAUGUUCCGAGAUCCAAAUUUUUUAGAGGAACCAAGUGCUACUUCUCUUUUCUAUAGAGCUCCUGAAAACCGAGAAAUGCGAAAACCAGCCACUCAACCUGCAGAUGUCUACAGCUUUGGUGUCCUCCUUUUGGAACUUCUGACCGGCAAAACUCCUUUCCAGGACCUUGUUCAGGAACAUGGUUCGGACAUUCCCAGAUGGGUUCAAUCAGUACGUGAGGAAGAGACCGAGUCUGGAGAUGAGCCUGCCUCAGGUAAUGAGGCAGGUGAGGAGAAACUUCAGGCUCUCAUAAAUGUUGCAAUGGCAUGUGUAUCAUUUACACCAGAGGAUCGACCAUCCAUGAGGGAUAUUUUGAAGAUGAUAAGAGAUGCAAGGGCUGAGGCUCAAGUUUCAUCUAGUGGCAGUGACCAUUCGCAUGGAAGAUGGUCUGACACAGUUCAGAGCUUACCUAGAGAAGAACAUUUGAGCAUUUGAGUGGUGAGUGAACUUAAAAAUGCUUAUUUAUGUAUUCUAAUUUUUCAGCUUUGAAAUUGAGUCUUGAUUCUUAAACUAGGCUUGUAAAGUAUCCACGUUUUCAUUCUUGAUAUCUUAGCUUAGGUAGCUGGAGGCUAUAUAAGUUUGGUUGCUCAAUAUGCAAUUAGACAUUGAAAGGACUUGGAUUUGUGGAUUGAGUGAAAUUGUUGUAUCUAGCUUAAGUUAUUCAUUUCCUAUUAUAUCAAAAUUCAUUCCAUAUCUUUAUCCCCAAA